CCCCCCCCCACCCCCAACCAUCCACCCCAGCAGCGCCACGGCCACGACCAGCUUCAUGACCGUUUGGCACGGUAGUUGUUGUUGUCCGAGCCCGGUGUUGAGACGCUGCGUGGGAGCCCGCGGGGCCGCUGUAAUCGUGUGUGUAGGAUGUCCCGACAUGAAGGUGUCAGCUGUGAUGCAUGUUUAAAAGGAAAUUUUCGAGGCCGCAGAUAUAAGUGCUUAAUUUGUUACGACUACGACCUGUGUGCAUCUUGUUAUGAAAGUGGGGCUACUACUACAAGGCACACAACUGAUCAUCCAAUGCAGUGCAUAUUAACAAGAGUAGACUUUGAUUUGUAUUACGGUGGGGAAGCCUUGUCAGUUGAACAGCCACAGUCUUUUACUUGUCCUUACUGUGGGAAAAUGGGGUUCACUGAAACAACUCUCCAGGAACAUGUUACUUCAGAGCAUGCAGAAACAUCAACAGAAGUGGUUUGUCCAAUCUGUGCAGCAUUACCUGGCGGGGAUCCUAAUCAUGUCACAGACGACUUUGCAGCUCAUCUUACACUUGAACACAGGGCUCCUAGAGAUUUAGAUGAAUCCAGUGGUGUUCGACACGUACGUAGGAUGUUUCAUCCUGGCCGAGGCCUUGGAGGACCGCGUGCUCGUAGAUCAAACAUGCACUUUACUAGCAGUUCCACUGGUGGACUUUCGUCCUCACAAAGUUCAUAUUCUCCAAGCAAUAGGGAAGCUAUGGAUCCAAUAGCUGAACUGUUAUCGCAGUUAUCAGGUGUGAGACGCUCUGCUGGAGGACAACUAAACUCCUCUGGCCCUUCUGCUUCUCAAUUACAACAGCUGCAAAUGCAGCUGCAGUUGGAGAGGCAGCAGGCACAGGCAGCACGACAGCAGCUGGAGUCUGCACGUAAUGCAACAAGACGCACCAACACCGGCAGCCUCAGCACCACAGUCACACAGACUACAGUGACCAACAACACAAUCACCACAGAAAACAGCCACCAAGCCUCCCAAAAUUCCCAGUUCUUGCUCACGAGGUUGAAUGAGCCGAAGAUGUCUGAAGGAGAACGUCAAUCACUGGAAAGUGAGCGAGCAGACCACAGCCUGUUUGUGCAGGAGCUUCUUCUCUCCACCCUGAUGCGAGAAGAAAGUUCAUCCUCAGAUGAGGAUGAGCGAGGGGAAUUCACAGAUUUUGGUGCUAUUGGCUGUGUAGAUAUUAUGCCUUUAGAUGUUGCAUUAGAAAAUCUAAAUUUAAAAGAGAGUAAUAAAGGAAAUGAGCCUCCGCCACAUCCUCUUUGAUGAUGUCCCACUUUGCAGACAAUGUCCUCUGUGCUGUAACUGCCAAUGAAAGUGGACAACAGCUAUCUUUGGGUUUGUUUGGUGAUUGUAAUUUCAGGUCUGUCACUCUUGUUACAUUGUGUACAUUCAAGGAAGAAAAAAAAAUAAGAUAAUUGAUUCCACUUACUAAUUUUUACUUCUAGCAGGUAAAUGUAGGUAGCAGUGCCAGAGGCAAUCUCUGCUUCCUGUACCUUGACAUACAAAAGGCUCUCCUAAUACUCCACAUUCAACCGAAGAGGAAAACAAAUUGAAAAAUCUCUAAUGAAGCUGCUGUGUGUAUUUAUGAAUAUUAAUGAAUAAAACUGCUUGGAUGGUU
This is a messenger RNA of Leucoraja erinaceus (little skate), 1648 nucleotides long. It is a transcript of the gene kcmf1, whose product is annotated as potassium channel modulatory factor 1. Gene Ontology annotation, molecular function: zinc ion binding. NCBI's taxonomy places the organism in Eukaryota, Metazoa, Chordata, Chondrichthyes, Rajiformes, Rajidae. Gene Ontology annotation, cellular component: plasma membrane. The transcript is spliced from 7 exons. The record is from RefSeq and is a predicted model, not a curated record. Bases 148 to 1293 code for a protein of 381 amino acids. Gene Ontology annotation, biological process: synaptic signaling.